AUGGGGAAGCGCAAGCCCGUCUCCCUCCUCAACAGGGAGCGGGCGCAGCGGCACGAGCAGCAGCGACCCAGCAAGAAGCAGAAGAAGGCAGCGCCGCAGAAUGGAAACGCGCAGGCGCACCAACAGCAGGGCAACAGGGCAGGCGGCAGCAGCGGCGGGCAGCAGGAGCGCGGCCCCCGCAAGCAGCAGCAGCAGCUACAGGGGCUGCGCCCCACCUCUGCCGUGCACUCCCAGGCGGCCUUUGCCGUGAGGCGGCUGCUGGAGGCGGAUGCCAGCAAGCGGGGCGGCGCCACGCUCAAGUCUCUGACGCUGGCCCCACACAUCACCGCCAAAAAAGCCACAUAUGCGGUCACAGUCGAGGCGCUCAAGCACCUGCCCAUCCUGCAGCAGCUGCUGGAGCGCACGCAGCUGGUGGAGCAGGGGCAGGGGCUCACACACGCGGUGGCCUGUGUGCUGGCCUACGAAGUGCUGUUUGGGGAGGGGCUAAGGCCCACCGGGCCUGCUGAGCGCGCAGUGCUGAAGCGCAAGGCUGACCUGGCGGACGCGCUGCAGCAGCUGCUGGAUGCGGCGGGGGUGCAGUCGGCGGCGGAGCUGCUGCCGCACCCCGGGCCCCACACGCCCCACCCGCGCACCGCCCGCGUCAACACUAUCAAGAUGAGCGUCCAGGAGGCGCUGGACUGGCUGCGGGCACCUCCGCCGGAGCACCGCAACAAGGCCUCCUGCAUGCCCGCCCACGCGCUGGCGCCGCAGCCGGGGUGGGCGUUGGUGGACGCGUGCGCGGCGCCGGGCAACAAGACCACGCACCUGGCGGCGCUGAUGGCCAACCGCGGCAGCAUCGUGGCGUUUGAGAAGGACCCAAAGCGGCUGGAGCGGCUGCGGGCGAUCGUUGCCGCCACGGGGGGCACCAUCAUCUCCCCUCAGCUGGCCGACUUCCUGGCGGUGGACCCCGAGGCGCCGCAGUACCGCCAUGUACAGGCGGUACUGCUGGAUCCCUCCUGCAGCGGCAGCGGCACCGCCUUCUCCCGCAUGGACUACCUGCUGCCCUCCUCGGCAGACCGCCUCAAAGGUGGGCGUGCUGGCUGGCUGCCCGACAAGCGGGUGGAGGCGCUGGCUCAGUUCCAGGCCGCCUGCAUCCUGCACGCGCUGCGCUUCCCUGCGCUGCACCGCCUGGUCUACUCCACUUGCAGCGUGCACGCGCGGGAGAACGAAGGCGUGGUGGCGGCGGUGCUGGAAGAGGCGGCGCAGCGCGGGUUCCGGCUGGAGGCGCCCUUCCCGGGCUGGCCCCGCCGCGGCGUAGAGGGGCUGGUGGCGGGCGCGGAGCGCCUGGUGCGGGUAGAUGCUGACGAAGACGGCACAGACGGAUUCUUUGUGGCUGUCUUUGCCAAGAAGGAGGGGGAGGCGGUGGAGGAGGAGGAGCAGCAGCAGCAGCAACAGCAAGGCGGCAGCAAGAGGACCCAGCAGCGGCGGAAGCGGUGA
Molecule: messenger RNA, 1476 nt
Organism: Chlorella variabilis
Lineage: Eukaryota; Viridiplantae; Chlorophyta; Trebouxiophyceae; Chlorellales; Chlorellaceae
Exons: 7
Coding region: 1-1476 (491 amino acids)
Biological process (GO): rRNA base methylation
Cellular component (GO): nucleolus
Molecular function (GO): methyltransferase activity
Source: RefSeq, a predicted model, not a curated record